Kalmanozyma brasiliensis GHG001 is the source of this 852-nucleotide messenger RNA. RefSeq lists its product as uncharacterized. The coding region runs from base 1 to 852 and encodes 283 amino acids. The transcript has a single exon. Lineage: Eukaryota; Fungi; Basidiomycota; Ustilaginomycetes; Ustilaginales. The record is from RefSeq and is a predicted model, not a curated record.
AUGUCCGACAUCGCAAGCACCUCGACAUCAGUACCACUAGUCCGCAAGUCUCGCGGCGCCAACCCAUCUACCGACUACAAGUCGCUCUUCCUCAAAUCCAAAGACAAGUUCGACCGCGUCUCGACCGAGCACACCGACCUCAAAGCCAACGUCGUCAAAGCUACAGCAAAGCACCAGAAGCUUCGCGAGGAACUUGACUAUCUUCUCGAUGCCGUCGCUGCCAAGCGCGAGCAGCGGGCUCAGGUCGAGCAAUCUCGCCGCGAGCAUGCGCUGGAGUUGGAGCGCGAAGCGGCGGCCGAGGCGGCCAGACGGAGAGCAAACCCCAUCAGCAAGCGGGAUCUGGAGAGGGAGCGUGAUGCGUACGAGAUCCGAAGUAUGACGAGGGGAUUCGAGGGUGGGGAGGAGUACAGGCCGUAUCCGGCGCGGUAUGCCGAGCCUAGCUACCACGCAUUUGGAAGCGGUAUCACCCGAGGGUACGCUUCUCCCCCGCCUCCAGUCCAACCAUCAGCAGCACUUGGAGGAAAAGAUAGCAGAGGAGGCGAGAGAUAUCCGACAUCCGAAGGAUCGCCACAAGGAUCGACGAGAAGGGACUCGUACGCAGCAGCAUCGUACCGUCGCCCGCCCUCGCGGUCACCCACUGCACCGUCCGCACCCUCCUCGUCGCGGAGGCAAUACGAGCACGAUCUGCACUCCUCUUCGCCAACCAAGUACGACGCUCAGCAAAGGUUUCGCGAGUCGACGCCACCACUGGCGACCUCGUCGGCGAUCAAGAGGCCGAGACCAACGAGCGUCGAGCGCGAGCUUCUCGAAACAGACGAGGGAUACCACAGCAAGCGUGCGAGGAACGACUGA